Molecule: messenger RNA, 2157 nt
Organism: Bemisia tabaci
Lineage: Eukaryota; Metazoa; Arthropoda; Insecta; Hemiptera; Aleyrodidae
Product: myosin regulatory light chain sqh
Molecular function (GO): calcium ion binding
Source: RefSeq, a predicted model, not a curated record
CUCGUCUUCGUCUUUAUCUGAAGUUUCGCCAACGAAAAGUGGGAGUGUAGCAACUGAAAUUCGCAACCGUAUUUAAUCCUAUUGUCUCUUUUCUACGCGACUAAAUUGUUUCCUUCAACUUAGCUUCUCCGAAUUUGGUUCAAUUGUUCAAUUUGUCAGGAGACCGCGGUAUUUCGUUCACUCGUUAGGAGGUUCUCGACAUUCUCGACCAGUCACUUUUCCGAAUCAGUUCCGAAUACACGUACAGAAUGUCGUCUCGCAAAACAGCCGGACGUCGUGCGACGACCAAGAAGCGUGCCCAGCGGGCAACCUCAAAUGUUUUCGCAAUGUUUGAUCAGGCGCAGAUCCAAGAGUUCAAAGAGGCAUUCAACAUGAUCGACCAGAACCGAGAUGGUUUUGUAGACAAAGAAGACUUACAUGACAUGCUUGCAUCACUUGGAAAAAGCCCGACAGACGAAUAUCUAGAAGCGAUGAUGAAUGAUGCCCCUGGUCCUAUCAACUUCACCAUGUUCUUAACACUGUUCGGAGAGCGACUUCAAGGUACUGACCCUGAAGACGUCAUCAAAAAUGCCUUCGGCUGCUUUGAUGAUGACAACAGCGGAUACAUCAACGAAGAACGCCUUCGAGAGUUGCUCACAUCAAUGGGUGACAGGUUCUCAGAUGAGGAUGUCGAUGAAAUGUACCGCGAAGCCCCGAUCAAGAACGGCAUGUUCGACUACAUCGAAUUCACCCGUAUCCUCAAACAUGGUGCCAAAGAAAAAGAUGAAGAGUGAAAAAUCGCUCUGAUCCUACGCUAAUGUCAUCCAUCCGUCACUAAUUUCUGGCCAGCAGCAUUUAUUUAUUCCUUCAUUCCGUUUCUCUCACUUACAUGAAGUCUUCCGUCAACCCUUAUCGUUACUAAUCAUCAGAGGGCUCCUAAUUUAACCUCAGCACUGUUCCAUGGAAAAUAUUUUAAUUAUCUCUCUGUAUCAUUUGGAACAGUCCAGACUUAUAGGCACUGCUGAAAGUAAGAGUAAUCACUUGGUAGUUGCACACCAUUUUGCAAAAAGGAACUACUAUUUCUGGUUUAUUUGAGAAACAUCAUAUAUACUACUAGAUUAUGCAUAGAGACAAGUGCCUCUAAAUGUUUAAGCCGAAAAUAUUAGUUCCUUACUGCUAAAUGUUAUUCAGUCGAUCUUGCAUCUCUUACUCUAGUUUAUCCCUUUUGAUCAUCGUAAUGUUUUUCCUCUUGAACGCAUUUCACUCCUUUACAUUGUGGUGUUGUCUCAAAAAGUCUGCACCAUAGAUCUUCAACCAAUAAUUUUUUUCUCAGUAUGUCUCCUAUGAUGUAUAAUUUUAUCAGUUUCCCGCAGAAGAGUUUAAGUCCAUGAAUUUAUUUUAAAUUUGCUCACAAUAUUUUAUUAAAUUACCUGUGAACCGAUCGAUGAAUAUUUUUGAAAAAUACUAGUGAUUUUUUUCCGAUGCUAUUUUUAACAAUCACAGGGAUUUUCAUCCUUAUUUGUCAUUCAGACCAUAGUUAAUUGAAGAAAAUGUUGCUUGCGACUAUUAAAUUUUUCAAAAAAAAUUUUAUAUUCCAUUACAUUUUAAUUAAUUUUCAAUCAAAUUAAAUUUUGAUUAUUUUUUUUAUUUCAAUUGAAUCUCAGUUGUGUUUUUAUUCUUAGUGAAUUUAAGUACCUACAUUAAUUUAUUCAAAACAGACUUAAACUCUUCGAGGAAAAACACCCUGAUUGUAUAGGUUCGUAAGUGUGAUAUUUUUUUAUGCUAUUUUUCUUACUGUUUGUCCAAAAAGCAGCUCAUUUGAAAGGAGGUUUUCAAAUAGUAACCACCAAAUGAUGAGUGUGGAAGCAUCCGAAAUUAGCAAUCAGUCUUGUUCUGAUUUCUGCUCCUCGAAGAAUGGAAAUCAGGUGUACCAAAAGCUCUAUCUUAAUUUAUUUUCAUUCCACUUAGCAGAGCUAAGCUGCUGAACUCAACCUCGUAUUCAUCAACCAUACUCAAAUUUCAUCCUCUAAAAUUGUAUUAUCUUGUUAAGUUAAACUUUUAUAUUUUUUUAAUUUUAUUUAUUGGUCACAUCAUGUUAUCUCUUGUAUGUGUUUAUUUUCCCUGUGAGCAUUUAUCAACUUAUUUAUCGCUCAUGAAUAAAAAAAAAGGAAAGAAAAA